Microbotryum saponariae is the source of this 1629-nucleotide messenger RNA. The record is from the annotation of a GenBank genome assembly. Lineage: Eukaryota; Fungi; Basidiomycota; Microbotryomycetes; Microbotryales; Microbotryaceae.
AUGCCGGAUCCGCCCGGCGCCGAUGCGCCCCCGCCCGAGGACCUAUUGGGUGGUAAUGGCGCGAGUGAUUCAUCACUCAACACGCAAACGCGUGAAGCGGUCACUGGAGGAACCGCGAAUCCUCCAGCUUGGUCGCCCGAGGCAACUCAGGUCCGGUUGGACCAUGAGAAGCUGAUGAAGAAGACCUUCCAAGUGCUCGGGAUUGUUCCCUCCAGCAAGUCGACCCACCGACUGAUGGUCCUGAUGCACGACGCCUCGACCCCGCCUUCGCAGGCGCCAGCGCUCGCACGAGCCGCCCAAAGAGCGGUGCGAAACGACGCAGCCCCGGCCUCCAAUGUGAUUCGAGUCAUUAUGGAUGGUCCUGGAUCACCCAGAGGUCCUGUACAGACCGCGCUGCGCAAGCACUUUGGAUUGGCCGAGACGCCGUUCAUGUUCGCGCGGCCCGAGGGCGUCGUGCUUGACCCCGAGGUCGAGAAGCUUUUCUCGAAAUGCGUGAAGCUGAACCCGAUUGUGACGAAAGCCACGAAGAGGUUCCCGAUCGCUCGUCACAUGUACGAGCUUGUAUUCGAAUCCGAGCAAGCUUGUCUUGAAGCCGCUUCAGCGGGCCCAUUCCCCUACCACGGCAAGGAGAUGGUUACCGAGCUCCCCAGUGCCUCUCCCCUUAACCACGUCGUGCAGGUGCGAUUCACCUUGCCCUCCUCCUCCAGCGCAAUCCCCGCUUCCGUGCUCCGAAAAUCUCUCGAUGAUGCUAUCACCCUUUCGUUCGGCCGCGCAGGUCGCACGCAAGGUUAUACCCUGAUGCAAUUACAGCGGGGCCUCGCGGUCGAUCCGAAUGGCGAUCCGAUGGCCAUGACCGAAGACGGGUUCCACUGCGCGUACCUUCGCUUACAUGCUGAUCUUUUCCAAGGCUCCAUCGAGACGCAGAAGGGUGCGCUCAAUGCCGCUUUGCCACAAGAGAUCGAGAUCCUGGGCGCCAAGUACGGCUUGCGACACAAAUUCGAGACGCACUACUGCGCGGUGUGCGAUCGCGCCGGACACCAGUGGGGCGCUUGCAGGAAGCCGGUUUCGACUCCGGCCACCGCCGCCCCUGUUCCGGGGGCCUCGACCUCGACUUCGACUUCGACCACCGGCUUCCGAGUUGCUGGAAAGAAUGGGAAGCACGGUGGGCCUGCCGCAUUGAACUCUCGUGUCUCUGGCGCGAACAUGAUCCAGCUGGGACCUCGUGCUAACCCCGCAGGUGCAGUAACCGCCAACAAGGACGACGCGAACGACGGCGACGACGAGUUGGUCGUUUCGACCGAACCGGAGGGCGGCGACACUGGGGAAGAGACGUCGACGCGUGCGACCCUGGGCUCAACAAAGGAGACGCAGACGACGACGGCGGCACCCGUUUCGACCCCGACCUCUCCUUUGCCUUUGUCCGGUGGCACAUCGGGAUCAUCGGCAACCUCGACAACCUCGAUAGCCUCGACGAGUCCUCGACGCCUUCGUUCGAGCUCGGCACCCGGCAACCGACGUGUCACCCGGGCGGGAUCCGCCAUGAUCCUCGGUGCAUCAGGGGGUGAUGGCUCAGGGGGUCACAGGUCCGAGGUGACCGAAUUCGAGGGGGGCGGCGCUGAACUGAUUUAA